CUGCUCAGACGGAACUCAGUCAGCGGCAGCAGCUGUACAGUGGUGAUAGGCACCAUUUCCACAAACCAUGGAGACUUUAUACAGCAUACCGUUUUCUGUGCUUGAAUGUCCAAAUAUAAAGCUGAAGAAACCGUCAUGGCUGCAUAUGCCGUCUGCUAUGACUGUGUAUGCGGUCGUUAUUGUGUCCUACUUUCUCAUCACAGGAGGUAUCAUCUACGAUGUUAUUGUAGAGCCACCCAGUGUGGGUUCAAUGACUGAUGAACAUGGACACCAGCGGCCAGUUGCCUUUUUGGCAUACAGGGUAAAUGGCCAGUACAUCAUGGAAGGGCUGGCCUCAAGUUUCCUCUUCACGAUGGGAGGUCUGGGCUUUAUAAUCCUGGACCGCUCCAAUGCACCAAACAUUCCCAAACUCAACCGCUUCCUGUUGCUCUUCAUUGGCUUUGUCAGUGUCCUCCUCAGCUUCUUCAUGGCCAGAGUGUUCAUGCGCAUGAAGCUGCCAGGAUACCUCAUGGGCUAAAGAGACAGACAGCCCACUUUAACAAACAGAUUUGGAUGGAGAGAUGACAUAUGUGGGUGUAAGAAGAUUUCAGCCAAAAUUAUGGUUAAACUAUAAUCAACAAUCAGUAAGGACUGAAAGCACUGACCCUGAAGAAAUUAGACCUGGCUGCACUGACAGUCUGACUGGCUGUGUCUCAUUUGUGUUCAGUGACUUUCUUUCAUCCUCUUUUCUCCAGUGUUCCAAACAAAUUAGUGCAACAGAUGCUUUGUCUCUUUAGCGGACCUUGGCACAUGGACCCCUGGUACUGGCACAUCAUCAUGACUAAUUUUCUCAUGUUUUCUUGACAAAACUAGGAAAACUGUAAAAAGUCAGCUAUUUUUCAGUAUACUGAACCUGGAGGAAUUUUUUGACUUUCACUUCACUCAGUACUUUGCAUCGGGUGAAAUAUGUCUGACACUGGAGAAGAAAACUGAAAGGAAGUUACUGGACACUAUGGGGAUUGAGCCAUUGCUUUGAAAUCACAAUUAGCACUGUGUGAAUCAUGUAGGGGGGGUGUAAUAAUCUGAAAAAUUGUCUGUUUUUGGUAAGGAGUCAUUGAGAAAGCCUGUUGAACCUGCCACAGUUGCAUUUUUGUACAAGGUUGUGAAAUAAAUCUUUCUUUUCAGA
Seriola aureovittata is the source of this 1165-nucleotide messenger RNA. It is a transcript of the gene ostc, whose product is annotated as oligosaccharyltransferase complex subunit. The record is from RefSeq and is a predicted model, not a curated record. Gene Ontology annotation, cellular component: oligosaccharyltransferase complex. The coding region runs from base 68 to 517 and encodes 149 amino acids. The transcript is spliced from 4 exons. NCBI's taxonomy places the organism in Eukaryota, Metazoa, Chordata, Actinopteri, Carangiformes, Carangidae.